Molecule: messenger RNA, 7727 nt
Organism: Culicoides brevitarsis
Lineage: Eukaryota; Metazoa; Arthropoda; Insecta; Diptera; Ceratopogonidae
Gene: upSET
Exons: 6
Coding region: 551-7429 (2292 amino acids)
Biological process (GO): regulation of DNA-templated transcription
Cellular component (GO): Set3 complex; Rpd3L-Expanded complex
Source: RefSeq, a predicted model, not a curated record
UUUAAGAGAAAAACCUUCUAAAAAAAAUUGAAUUUAGUGGUGAAAAAAGACGCAAAAAAUCCCAAAAAUAUCCGCAAAUUGGGAAACUGCAAGCGCACCAAGUGAAAACCAUUGAAAAUACCGCAUACGUGUUACCUGCAGGAGGAACACAGAUUUUUCUGGUAAUGGCUAAUUGUAUGAAAAUCGGUACGGAUCAAAUUAACAAGAAUUCAGAAAAAAUAGCGAGCAUAGAAGCCGAUUCUCCGCCGAGGAAGUUUUUGAAGUAAAAAGCCAACCACAACAGAAAACAACAAAUUUCUUUCAAAUUAGAUGAUAAGACGAUAGAAUAGUGGCACAUACUAUAUGAAAAAUAAGAGAGAAGAGUGAAUCAAAACAAAAUAAGGGAACAACAGAGAAAGUUCAAGUGGACAGUAAUAUGCUUGUUUAUACUUCCCAAUGUUCUUACACGAAAAAAAAUAAUAACAAGGUGAAAAAUAAUCGAGAGAAGAUACCAAUCUUGAGUAAAAGUGAAAAGUUCAAGUGAAAUAAAAACCGUAGAUCAUUAACCAGUAUGUCGACAACGACGUCUCAUGCAGAAUUAAUUGGGCACUCGACGACACAGCAGCCCAGCGCUGCCACGGUAGACGGAGGCCCCAACAUAAUUAUUAUGGAGAACAACAUAAUCAAUUGCGGCGGCGAGCCCAACAAGUACAUCAUCACGUCGCAGCCGUCAUCGCAGCAGCAGCAACAAACCCAACCACAGCACAUAAUCCUUAGUAAUAGCGGAGGCGUCCCGAAAAAGUCCGGCAAAAUCGCUGCGUCGCAAAACAACCGUCACAAAUCGCAAUCGUUGGUUGUGUCGAGCAAGUCGGGUCCGCCGCACCAAAUGAUCAUGACGACAAAUACGGCGCCCAUGGUGCCCCAAUCGCCCAAGGAGCCGCAACGCAUGUACACGGUGCAACAAAAAACCCCCAAAACCACCAUGUACACGACGCAGCAAGUGUACGCCACGAAUGUCGUGUCGUCGUCGUCGCAGCAGCAACAGCAAAAAAUGCAACCGCGAAACGUGCAAGUGGUGAGCAAAAAUGCCAACAACAUGAUCCUCUGUCGAUCGCCAUCCAACAAUCACACGGAACACGCGCAAUUCAUCCAGCAGAUCCACGAAAGCAAUCAGCAGCCGGCAUUCGCGUCAACAGCAAAUAACGCGACCACGACAACGACGACGAUGAAAACCAUCUAUGUCAACAACAACACAGGUGGCCUCAAUUUGAACAAGUCGAGUAACAAUAACAAGAUUUUGACGCCAAUCGAUUACUCGGCCGUCGUGGAGCAACAACAGAAGCAGCAACAGGGAAACAUUGCGAAAUAUGUCACGCAAAAAAUCGUACAAAAUAGCAACAGCACCGCUACGUCGUCCUCGAACGCGGGACCGGAAUUGAUUGACGGUAAUAAAUAUACAUUUAAAGUGCAAAAUAAAUACAUUUCCACUAAUGUUUCGUCAUCUUUGCCCAUCGUAGCGUCAGCGGCGAGCUCCUCCUCCACGACAUCCAAGAAGAAUUUCCCGAACAACUGCACGAUUAGUGUGCCGACAACGACGCAGUACUACUACCAGCCCGCAACCGUUUACACGACAGACCCCAAUAAGGUGUCCUCGUCGACGACAACUACCACCAAAAUUAUCGGAAACGCGAAAAAUGUGCAGCAGCAGCAACAACAACAACCGCAAUACAUUCAGAUACAAAAUCACCGAUUAACGGGCAACAAUGCAAAUUAUGUUACCACUACAAGUAAUCCGGCGCCGAUCCAGAAACAUCGCAACUCGACGUCGUCCAGCAAGUACAUCAUACAAAACGUUCAAUCGAAUGCCAUCCCAGUGUCAUCUGUCACGCAGCAGCAGCAGCAACAGAGUCAAAGUAUUCGUCAGACGACGCCAACAGUCAUUAGUUAUAGCAAUAGCAGCACAACAACUAACAGUAACGAUCAACAACAACAACCCAGUGUCAUACAGUCGCCCCUCAAGAUGCGCACUGUUUUGCAUCCCAUCGAGAGUGGCAUCGAGGAUGGUGCUCGUAUCUAUACCGUGCAUCACGGCAGCACCAGCAACGAGGCACCGGCCGACGAAGUUGAUUCCGCCGCACGGAACAACGAUCAGAACUACAUGAUGGUGAACGGUACAAAAAUGACGGACGAAAUGUCGGCUCGAAUAUUGCACGAUUUGUCGCAACGCAGUAGUAUUAAGUACAAUAGUGGUAAGAGUAAUCAUACAGGAGGACCCAGUGCGAGUAACGGCGACAUUGUGCAACUGUCGCAGGGCAGCGCGAAUGUUUAUGCGACACGACAACCCGAUGGCACCGUCAUUUGGAACGGAACACCACAAACACCGACAUCACAAGAAACGCAAUACGUUCGACGAACGUCCGAGUCGAGCAAUUAUGUUCCCCAGGAAUAUCAGAGGCAGUCGUCGAAUAGUAUAAGUGGUAGUGACUCACACAUCAUUUACCAAUCGUCCGGAAUAAUUGUCGAUCGAGCGCAAGCGGAACAAGAUGAGGAAGUUAUUGGCAUCGAAGUACGUCCCAGUCCGAUUCCCAUCACGCCCGACGGCAAAUUAAGUGUUUUGCAUGCCGUCUACCAAGAUCACACGUAUUGCACGCCAACAACGACGCGGCUCGUUUCCAUGGCGGAACAAACUUUCUCCACAAUGAAUCCGAAUUUGGAUACAAAUACCGUGGCAGCUGCCGCUGUGCUGUCAUCGAUGCCUGGCGCAGCAAAAUUAUUCAAUCGACAGAGCUCGGGAGUUGUGACAUCCGUUCCUUGUGUGCAGCAGCAACAAUCGCAUCAAUUGAUGAUUCCGAUGCAGCAACAGCCGCGAGAUGAUGACGCUAAUUCGACAAUUAGCACGGAAUCGCAUGGCGGACUGUACAUCGAUCAAGGCGAAGAUCCGGGAGAAGAGACAGAAACGGCGCUCGAGGGUGAGGGCGAAGAAGAUUCCGAAACGCGAUGCAUUUGUGAGUUGACUCACGACGAUGGAUACAUGAUUUGUUGUGAUUCGUGCUCUACUUGGCAACAUGUUGAUUGCAUGAAAAUCGAUCGUCAAAACAUCCCAGAGGAAUAUCAGUGUGUGAAUUGUUUCCCGCGCGAAGUAGAUGUCUUGGCAGCUCGCACUUUACAGUUGCAAAAACGCAAGGAGCAAAGUGCAUUGCAGCUUUAUCCAAUGGCUAGCAUCUACGAAGGUGCCCAAAACAAGAUGCAGCCUGGCGCUGGAGGAAAAAAUGACAAAAAGAACAAUUUGUCGCUGAAGCAACAGAAGAAAAAGGAUCUCCUGAGUGGCAAAAAGACGAAAAAAGAUCUAAAGGACCCGAAACACAGCAAACGAAACGAUUCAGCGAAUCGCUCGAACGGCAAACGCAAGGACCCCAAACGUCUUUCAAAGAAAAAGCUCAAGCAGUUAAGUGGCGACCCAAGUUCGCAUUCGACGCCCGACAAAUUGACAUCCACACUCCGCAACUGGAUCGAUAACUACGAAGUGGCGAUGACAAAUCACUAUUCACCCGAAUUACGUGCCCGCCUGCAGUCGUACGGCAAAAAUAUGAAUCCGGCGGAUCUCGCCAACUUGCCGCCCGAACCGAAAAUCCAGUGGAUGGACGUCGAUCAGCCAAUUUGCACGACAGUUCCGCAUGCAGGUGCCAAAAUUCUCAUCUCCACACGAAAUAUCGAUCCGAAUGCCGCGAUAAUUGAAAUUCGUGGCAAGUACAUGUUGGAUACGCAGCAAAACAAAUCAAAUAACGCCAUGCUGAAUGCAACACGGAAACCGUCGUCGGGUCCGUUUCUCUUCUAUCACUCGAUACCGCGCGGAAAUCUCGAUAUUUGCGUAGAUACGAGGACAUACGGGAACGAAGCGCGUUUCAUUCGACGCUCAUGUCGACCAAAUGCUGAAAUUCAACACAAAAUGGAGAAAAAUAGUGUUCAUCUGUACAUCGUGGCUCGCUACAAGAUCAUGGAAGGCGCGGAAAUUACAAUUGCUCACGAUGUCAAUGUCGAUCCGCUUACGAGGACGAAUUCCAUGUCACAUACUUCAACUCUUUGUGCUUGCGGAUUAGUGCGAGAUUGUAAAUUUGCAGCUGCUUUGGCAGCAACACCUCCUCUGAGUAGUCCCCCGCAUCAUUCGGCACCCCCGUUGUUCACGCAGAACGUGAUAAAACGCAAAAAUGGUGUCCACGUUGGUCCGGAUGGCGUCAAAGAAAAGCGAAAGUACAAAAAACGCAAGGAAAAACCUCCAAAAGAUCAAAAGGAGAACCGAAGUCGGGGACGUUCGACAUCCUCAAGUACGGACAGUCACGCUGGAAUGCUUUCGCCACCCUUGAAGAACUACGAUAUGCAUCCAGAUUUCAUUCGAUCGCAAAUGAUCCCGCAAUCUCACCUACAAAUCUUGCCGAAUCACAUAACAGAACCCCUGGUUGACGGUGUUCGAUCAAUAACGCCCGUCAUGCAACAACAUCACGAAGUUUUCUACGAAAGUGCCGGACUACUAAAGCAACAACUCGAUGCGCCGCAUCACGAACCCUCGAUCGACGUACAUCACGUGCACCAACAUCAACAUAUUCUCCCGAAAUCUCCUCCGGCGAUCAUCAGUGACGUCAUUCAAGUUGUCAAGGAAGUGCCUGUGCAUGUUCCCGAGCCACGAGCAAUCACCCCAGUUCAGUUGGCGCCAAUUGUGACGACGCCACAGCAGCAACAAGCAACAAUUCUUCAUAGUCCGGUGCCGCAACUCGUCAACAAUGUCGUUCCCGUGCAGCAAAAUAACGCAAAUAAACCGGAAAUUAUCCAAAAAUCCCCACCAACAACGCCGCAAAAGCCCCAGAAACGCAGCAGCAAGUCGCAACGCAACAGCAUGCACGAAAAUACAAACUCCGUGAAGGAAGAGGCUUCUUCAUCAACGGUCCCGAACACUCCAACGAAAGAUGAUGCAGGUCAUAAUGACAAAUCCGCCGCUACAUCUCACGAGAAAAAGAAACUCACGCGAGAGGAAAGGAAAUUGGAGGCUUAUAUCAAGGCCUUUGAGAAAAUCGAGAAGAAGGAACAGCGGAAACAAGAGCAAAAAACCCACAAAAUCACGCCGAAGAAGAAUCGCAGUCUCAAUUCGUCGUCGUCGUCGGCGCAAAAGAACAGCAUGAUGAGUGCCAAUAAGCGUCGCAUGAUGAACCAAAAGCGUAAAAAACGCAAAUCCAAAAGCCAAUCGGGCAAAAAGGGUGACCAUCAUUCCGAUUCGUCAGACGCCAGUUCGUGCGACGAAAAAAUCACGAAACCAGCUGUCAGUGCAUUAAAUUUCAACUCGUCAUACAACAACUCCCGUUCAGCCAUGAGUAGUGCAGAGCUGUUGUUGUCUUAUUCAAAGUUGAAAAAUGAAGCGCCGACAAACCUUUCGGGCAUCCCGCCACUGAUAAGUCCCGCUUGCAUGUUGGUCGAAGCAGCUGUGGGCGAUUUAGAGCCCGCCAAUGCCGUCGAAAGCAGCUUCAAAUUUCCGCACAAAACGAAAACGAAGAAGGGAAUGAUGAACGAAUGGCUCAACAACAGCGAAAAUGACUUGGAAUUGUCGGUGCCGAACAACAUUCGGUAUGGCGACGAAGAACCGUUGUCACUGGUGAAGAACGAAUAUGACGUGAAAUGUCUCAAAAGUCUCACAACUCCGCCACAGGCCUCGUCACCGCAAGCCGAGUCAUGUAGUUUCGCGGGAUCCGAAAGUGCUGUGAAGAAACGAUGGUUGCGCCAAGCAAUUUCUGAGGAAACCAACGACGAGAGUGGCAAUUCGCAACAAAAUGAGUUCACAACGCCGCUCAAAAAGCGCAGAGUUGUCAUUGAACAGCAAGCGGAAGAGGCGUCACCAAGUUCGAGCAAUGAUGUAAGUGCUUCGACGAAAAUCGAAAAGGACGAGGCAAGUCAGGAAUCGUUGAGUGAACAUGUUAAAGAAGAGGAAGUCGAGGAAAAUUCGGUUAAAAAGGAAGAACAGGAGACAAAAUCGAAUCUUUUGACGUUGGAAGAUGUAAAAGUAGAGGAUUCAGUCGACGAAUCGUUAAAAAAGGAAGAAAUUUCCGUCGAAACUUUGACAAACAGCAUCAAAGUUGAAGAACCGGAGGACGAAAAAAGUUCAAAUUCGGAUGAAAUGGCGCAUUUGCAUAAAGUUGUCGCUUCAUUCCACAGCGAGAGUCUUUUAAUGUUGCAAUCGCGCAAUAAAAAGACUUCUGGAACGGCUUCUUUGCCAGAAACGCCGAAAAAGGAGUCAAAACAAGGAUCUCCCGUCAUGAGUGACGAAAACGCAUCGAAAUCCGUGUCGCCCGAUACCACGAUGCAAGAGCCCACGAGCACUGUCGAGUCGCCCGAUGCCAAAAAUGUCGUCUCUUCAACGAGUAUUCUUGCACAAACGUUAAGUGGCAACGCUCCAACCACUCCCGUCGCCGAAACAAUUCCCUUUGGCAGCAGUCGGUACCUCAACAACAUCCAACGGUCCGAAGUUCCGUCAAUUCUCGCUACGGCGCCGCCCGUUAUCGAAGAGUACACGCCAACAGCCGAUUAUCGCACAAGUUUUACGUACCGUCCGAUGAUGACGAAUCUCACAAUGAGCGAAUAUGGCAACGAAUCACAUCCGCAAGAUCCCUACAUUCCGAGUUACAACAAGGCGACGUUAAUUGCAGCCACGACGCCAACUGGAGCAACGUUAACGGGGCAAUUUGCGCCGGCAUUUAGCAGCACGUAUGCUUCGGGUACGAACGAUGUUUCGGGCAGCAAUACCGCAUUUUUGGGAAAAUCGUAUUCUACGUUGAACGAUACGGCAACCGGACCCGCAUAUUAUGGGCAGAAGAUCUUCACGAAGACCGCAAGUCAUGAUCCACGUUUGAAUCCGAGUUUGGUGACGACGCCGGAGGAAGUGAAGCCCGCGCAACCGCCACAACCGAAGAAGAAGUUAUCAUUAACGGAAUACCGCAAAAGAAAAGCCCAAUCAACGGAUAGCGCAUCAAAUGAUGGCGAAAACAGCUCUGGCGUGAACAACAUAAGUACAACGGACGACCUUAACACCUCAAAAGUUGAUGAAGAUUUUCCGAACAAGAAAAAAUUCACUCCGAACGCAAGUCCCACGCGAAAUAGUCUCGACGAAGAUACAACUCGUAGUGGAAAUGUAACACCAACACCAUGCAACAACAUAGACGACACAACGGAAAACGACAACCUGCCAAGUAGCUCAACGAGCGGCAAUAACUCGCCAACGCGAUCCGCCGACGAUGAAUUAACCGAAAAAGUAGCAAGCAAAAUGACAAGUAACGCAAAUGAUACAGGAAAUAGUCCCACACAAACCACUGAAAAUGAAGAAGAAGUCACUGUUGCCGUCGCCGAGCCAAUUUCGGCGGAAACGAAUAACGACAAUGCAGUAACGCAGGACGUUGAUGAAGAUAAAAAAUAGAGAUAUUUAGAAAUUUAAAACUUGUAUUAUAGAGUACAUAACAAACACACACACAAAAAAAGGAAAAAAAAUCCUUUUUUAUUUCUAAGAAAAGAGAAUUAAAAAAAAAACAAAACUCGCGUUGUAAAUAAUUAAUGAUCAUUCGUAAGAAGUAGUAAUUUAUUAUCGUUCUGUAAAAAGCUGUAUUUAAUCAAAAAAAAUAUUAAUAUUAAAAAAGCUAUGCCUGCAAAAAAAAUUUUUUUUUAAAGCGAUAAUGUUUGAAUGGAAAUCUUCUACAUAAAUUACUUCUUACUUUUAC